GUAUUCUCCACCAUCUCUUCUCUCCCUCACAAUCUCGUCCCUCUCCCAUCGUCCUACCCACUGCCAUGGUUUCUGUGUUGAGGGUGGUUUCCGGGUGAUAGUGGUGGCAUGGAGAUCGAGAGGUUGGUGAUGGUGGCGGAGGGAGUGGUACAGUGAGGGGAAGGGUUGGAGAACAAAGAGAAGAAGAUGAAGUAGAUUUUUCCAGAAAAUAAUUUCUUUUGUUUAAAAAACUAAAUUUUGAAUUUUUUUUUUAAUUUGAAAAUACCUGUAACCGGCUCAACCUCUCCUUAUGUAACUUUACACAACCAAAAAGUAAAUCCUCGGACAUGACCUCAUGUUCCAGCUACCAAACAUACCAGCAUUACAUUGGGUUGAUGAAAAACUUGUUUAUUUAUUGUUAUCAAAAGUAAACCAAGCAUUUACAUUAAAAUCCUCAAAACCAAUCCCGCAUUUACACCUUUCCCUUUACCCACCCAGAAUCUUCCUUUUUAUCUCAUCUUGCACUUCUGGGUAUGAACCAUAUUGUUCCCCCAAUACUUUACCCCACUUGAAUCCUAUGUUGCCAAGCUGAAAUCUGAACUCAAGAGUGCUGGAGUAACUUGAAAAAAGAGACUGAAGGGUGACUUGUUACACACUUUCAAAAGUUUGUUCCUUUUUCUGGUGAGGUAGUUUUAAUAAUGUCUGAGCCCAUUUUCUGAGAGCUGGGUCCCAAAUCAAAAGGUUUCAGUUGUACCCUAUAGUUUUUGUUAUUUCAGCUCCCAAAUCAUGCAUCUUUAUAUGAAAACUUAGAUCCUUUGCUUAUGUGCUAACCAUUCUUCCUAAAGAAGAUUAGUUUUGGUUCUGUUGGCCAGCCACCAAACUUUGUCACUGCAUUCUUAUCUUGUAAAGAUUUGUGGGGUGCUGCUUUCUUGUUUGCAACAUAUCUGUUGGAGCUGAAUUUAGAUAGAGACUUGGUUCUUGCCGACAGGUGUGAGCAGUUUCAAAGUUUGAUUUUGAUUUGCCAGUUCUGAAAAAGCAUGAGGAAAAAUGCUAUUUUUCAUUCAGGAAGGUUAUAUAGUGACAGGAAGUGGGUUCUCCCAUUUUUUGCUAGCUUGCUGGUAUCUGUUAGUCUGGUUUUGACAGCUAUAUUGGGGAGAGGUAGCUCUUCUGGCGGGUCGGAGCAGUCACCGUUUGACAUCAUUGCAUUAUCAAGAUCUGAGGAGGAUUCUAGUGAGUAUUUUGUGGAAUCAGAUUUGGAAAGGUCGCUUAAUGCUAAUGUGGUUCAGAAGAUGGAGGCACCUAGGUUGGCAUAUCUUAUUUCAGGCACUAAGGGUGAUAGUCAUAGGAUGAUGAGGACAUUAGAGGCAGUGUAUCACCCAAGAAAUCAGUAUAUCUUGCAUUUAGAUCUCGAGGCGCCGCCCCGGGAGAGGUUGGAAUUGGCUAAUACAGUGAAAGCUGAUCCAAUAUUUCGAGAAAUAGAGAAUGUGCGUGUUAUGUCACAGUCCAAUUUGGUGACUUAUAAGGGUCCUACGAUGAUUGCGUCCACACUUCAAGCAAUAGCGAUAUUAUUGAAAGAGAGCUCACAGUGGAACUGGUUUAUUAAUCUCAGUGCCUCAGAUUAUCCUCUUGUGACUCAGGAUGAUUUGCUUCAUAUUUUCUCUAAUCUGUCAAGAGACCUCAAUUUCAUUGAACAUACACGAAUUGCUGGUUGGAAACUGAGCCAUCGAGCGAGGCCGAUUGUUGUUGAUCCUGGCCUUUACUUGUCCAAAAAAUCUGAUAUUGCAUGGACUACUCAACGAAGGACACUUCCUACAUCUUUUAAGUUGUUUACUGGUUCAGCUUGGGUUGUGCUGACCAGGUCCUAUUUGGAGUACUGUAUAUGGGGAUGGAAUAACCUUCCACGGACUAUCCUCAUGUACUAUACAAAUUUUAUCUCCUCCGCAGAGGGUUAUUUUCACACUGUCAUCUGUAACACCGAGGAGUUUCGCCGCACUGCAGUAAGCCAUGAUCUUCACUACAUUGCUUGGGACACUCCCCCAAAACAGCAUCCCAUCUCAUUGACUAUGAAGGACUUUGACAAAAUGGUUAAAAGCAAGGCUCCCUUUGCCCGGAAGUUUGCGAAGGAUGAUCUUGUCCUCGACAAGAUUGACAAAGAACUCCUGGGCCGCACACAUAGAUUUUCACCUGGGGCAUGGUGCAUUGGCUCCUCAGAUGGUGGGGCAGACCCGUGUUCAUUGCGUGGCAACGAUACAGUGUUUAGGCCAGGCCCUGGUGCUGAGAGGCUGAGUGAACUGCUUCAGACACUGUUGUCUAAAGAUUUUCAAAGCAAGCAAUGUUUGUGAUGAAGGUGUAAGUGUAACCCUCAAACCAUGAUAAGGUUAAGUGUACAUAACUCAUAAGCGUGCCUUAUAUAGUCAUGUAUUCAAGAUGCAAAAGGUCAGAAUUUUGUUUUGUUUUCUAUAA
Lotus japonicus is the source of this 2442-nucleotide messenger RNA. Its product is annotated as beta-glucuronosyltransferase GlcAT14A-like. The coding region runs from base 1017 to 2321 and encodes 434 amino acids. Gene Ontology annotation, molecular function: glucuronosyltransferase activity. Lineage: Eukaryota; Viridiplantae; Streptophyta; Magnoliopsida; Fabales; Fabaceae. The transcript has 4 exons. The record is from RefSeq and is a predicted model, not a curated record. Gene Ontology annotation, cellular component: membrane.